Messenger RNA from Amphimedon queenslandica, 1800 nucleotides. Its product is annotated as heat shock 70 kDa protein 12A-like. The transcript is spliced from 3 exons. Bases 1 to 1800 code for a protein of 599 amino acids. The record is from RefSeq and is a predicted model, not a curated record. NCBI's taxonomy places the organism in Eukaryota, Metazoa, Porifera, Demospongiae, Haplosclerida, Niphatidae.
AUGGCUUUAUCUAAGGGACCACUGUCACCACUAGCAAAAGCUGAGAAGAUACACAGAGUCACUCCAGUACUACAAGGCAGCAGUUAUGUAGCAGCUAUUGACUUUGGUACCUCAUCACUAUCAGUAGCAUACACCACUCCAACAGAUGGACGGAUCGAACUAGUACCACUACACAGCACGUAUGAGAGGGUACCUAAUGCUUUAAUGAUACUGAAGGACCAGGAGAACCAGCAAUGUAAAGUGACUGGGAUUGGAUAUAGGGCACAGAGCAUUUAUGGUGAUAAAAAAAGAGGAGCUCAAAAUUUUAUUUAUUUUGAGCGAAUAAAGACUUUACUGGAGAGAGAUACAACAUUACAUCGAGCUACUAAAGUCUCUCCAUUCACUGGUGGUUCUUAUUAUCUCAUUGAAGUUAUAGCUUUUAUACUAACACACCUCAAGGAGAAGCUACUGACUGAUCAUCUGAAGAGAAACUACAAGUCAAGUGAUUUUGAUUGGGCUGGUCUCACUUCUGAUGCUCCUUGUGGUAUAACAAGGUUCACUCCAGUUGGUUCUCCUUUACCACGUCCAGAGGAGGUUAAUCCUGAGAAGCUAUCAUUAGCUCUAGAACCAGAAGUAGCUGCUAUAGCUGCACAGCAUCAGUCAGAAGUAUCAGGAACACCUCCACAGAGAUAUAUGGUAGUUGAUAUAGGAGGAGGUACAGUUGAUAUUACUGUACAUGAUAAGAGUAAUGGGAGAAUUAGUGUAGUAUUACCACCAAUGGGUAACACCUGGGGAGGUACUACUGUCAAUGAAGCACUGUCAAUGAUACUGGAAGAGAUAGUGGAAGACAAAGGUUUCCAGUCUUUCAUAAAUUCAGAUCCAACUCGUGCUAAACCUGCUCUGAAUAAGUUUUUCUAUGGAGAGUUUGAAGAACAGAAAAAAACAUUUGGUGACACGACUGAAGGCAUUAAUGAAAUAUCAAUGACGCUACCCCCAGCCUUUGUAGGAUUCUAUGGUAGCCACAAGCUACGUGAAGCAAAGAAGAUGGACAUGCAUUAUGAUCCUGGAGAUGGUUCGUUAGAAAUAGACUAUUGUCAGUUGGAAGAGAAGGUAUUCAAAUCAACAGUUGAUAAGAUCAUAGAGUGCGUGAGGACAGCAUUUGAUGAGCUAACAGAUCAAAUAGAUACAGUUUAUCUAGUAGGAGGGUUUGGAGGUUGUAGGUUUGUUAGUCAAAAGAUAGAGGAAGCUAUCGCUCACCAUCGUGGUAUUCUUUAUGAUAAUAUAGUGUGCCCUAUAAAACCAGAUCUUGCUGUAGUAACAGGAGCAGUGACGUGGAGGAAAGAUCCUAACAUAAUCCAAUCACGUGUUGCUGAUGCUACCUAUGGGACAAGUGUUGGUACUGUAUUCAACCCAUUAAUACAUGAUGAACAUUACAAGUAUGUAGAUGAAGAUGGCGUACAAUGUUGUGGCAAUGUAUUUGAAGUAUUUGUACUCAAAGGAGAAGAAAUAAAGGAUGAAGUAUAUAAAGAAACAAUAACACCUGGUUCUCAAAGCAUGACGCAAGUAUGUAUUCCUAUAUACUGUACACCAGAUGAUGGAGUCCAGUAUACAAGAGAUAAAAAACGUAAACUAAAAGUACGUGAGAUUGGCCAGCUAGUACUUGAUAUUCCUAAUCCUAAUGAUCUACCAAAGGAAAAGAGAAAAAUCGAUGUAUUUAUGGAUUUUAGAGGUACAGAGAUACAUGUACAAGCAAGAGCUCAAUAUCGUAUUACUCAAGAAGAAGUGAAAACAGUUUGUGACUUUCUAUCAAAACAAGACUAA